AUGAUUCAUGGGCCCUGCGGGUCGCAUUACAAUUACAGCAGCUGUCACAACAGCGACGGCAAAUGCACCCGGCAGUACCCACGAGAUUUCGUAAGCGAAACCAUUACAGGGAGCGAUAGUUAUCCACUGUACCGGCGAAGGAGUCCCGCUGAGGGAGGAUUUACAGCAGUGGUAAAGGGCCACCAAGUGGAUAACAGAUGGGUAGUGCCAUACUGUCCCUUACUAACAAAAGCGUUCAAUGCGCGCAUCAAUGUCGAAUAUUGCCAUUCAGUUCGCUCCAUCAAGUAUGUAUGCAAGUACAUCAACAAAGGGACUGAUGCUGCAAUGUUUGGUAUUAGGCAGGAAGGUUCCGUAGACGAAAUCCAGGACUUCCAUGCAGGGCGCGUCAUCAUUAGUAGCACAGAGGGCCCUUGGCACAUAUUCAGCUUCCCCAUCUACGAACGCUUCCCAGCAAUCGUUAUUUUUCUGCGGAUACAGCAAUGGAUGUGGCUGCGCGACGAGUUUUCUAAGACUCUACUGUACACAGACGUGCCUUCAUAUUACGUGUGGACAAAAAAGAACACCUGGGCUCGGCGGAAGUGCGGGGCCAACGUCGAGGGCUAUCCAGGCGUCAAAAAAGACGCCACACUCGGAAGGGUAUUCACGGUUCCCCCAUCGCGACAGGAAUGUUUUUACUUGCGACUCAUUUUGCACGAAGUUAGUGGUCCAACGAGCUACAAUAACUUACGGACGGUUAAUGGAGUUUUAUGUGACACUUUUCGUAAGGCCUGCCUCCGUCUCGGCCUUUUGGAAGACGACAGCCAAUGGGAUGCCACAAUGGCUGAGGGAGCUCUUUUAAAAAUGCCCUCUGCUUUGCGCCACCUCCUCACCACAAUCUUACAAGUGUGCGAACCCAGUGAUCCCAAAUCACUUUGGGACAAAUACAAGGACUUUUUGUCCGAAGACAUACUCAGAGAAGCGCAACUGCUGUGUCCAACAAUGGCUCUUACAUUCAACGAUGAAAUUUACAACAGGGCGCUUAUAAUCAUUGAGAACCUACCAAAGGGCCGCUUACGAUGCGGUCCUUGCAUCCACCAGGCAGGAUACAGGAUCAAUGGGGGAACGGGAAAAACGUUCGAAACAAAACUGCUUCUUGCAGAAAUUCGGCGCCAUGGGGAAGUGGCGCUAACAGUAGCGUCUUCAGGCAUUGCUGCCAUAUUACUACCGGGUGGCCGAACAGUGCACUCAACGUUUAAACUUCCGCUUGACCUGAUUAAGACAGAAACAGCUGUAUGCGGUAUAGCCAAGCUCAUCGUCUGGGAUGAGCGCACUGUCAGUCCCAAAACUGCACUCGAGGCUGUUAACCGCUCUCUGUAG
Acanthosepion pharaonis is the source of this 1356-nucleotide messenger RNA. NCBI's taxonomy places the organism in Eukaryota, Metazoa, Mollusca, Cephalopoda, Sepiida, Sepiidae. The record is from the annotation of a GenBank genome assembly.